GUGCUUACUGUCUUGGCCCUUGGGGCGUCAUAACGAGAGGCUAUAGGCGACGUCAGUGAAGACAUGAUGAGAUAUCUUCACUUAUCAGCGACAACGUUACAUUACAUCUUGCGAUCUUUCUGUGAUCAGUUCAAAACAAAAAACUAGCUGAUCUCAGAGUGCUUGAUCGAUCAUAACCAAAAAGAUUCAACAUUUUCGGCUUCUUUUAUUUUCCCUCGAGGUUUUAAGCAAGCAUACCAAGCCUAAGUGUCCUCGGGUGCUGAACUAAAGGAGAGUGUCUUGCAUUCCGAAAGUACUAUUGCACGACGUGAUAGCUCUGAUGCGAUUCUCUCUUUGCAUAGAAAGCGAUUUCCCUCGGGUGGUUGUGUAUUAAGCUUUUGAACGUGAAGGAUUCUUGGCGAGAGCCUUGUCAAUCAAAGAACCAGAAAGCGUGCGUGCUUGCUUACGUUGUUGGAAACAUAAGCUGAUGGCUGAACUUGCAGCGAAAUGGCGGCGGUGGGGUAUGAGAUCCGUGCGGAUAGUGUUGCUGAAGUUUCUCUUAGCUGUGAUGUUUGUUUCGGCGGAGAGGCACCUGAGGCUGGAAGACGAUUCAAGACACGAUGGAACAGGAGGACCUGAAUGCAUGUAUCCUCUCAAGGCAGUAAAUUUGUUAUGGCAACCCGACAGAUCGGGUCGUAACCAAGUUUGGCCGGAGAUGAAUUUUGGGUGGAAAAUUGUUGUGGGUACCAUAAUUGGAUUCUGUGGAGCUGCGUUUGGGAGUGUCGGUGGCGUUGGCGGUGGUGGUAUUUUUGUUCCUAUGCUUAGCCUAAUUAUUGGGUUUGAUCCGAAGUCGGCUACAGCUAUCUCAAAAUGUAUGAUCAUGGGUGCAGCAUUCUCAACUGUUUCCUUCGACUUUAAGCUAAGGCAUCCUCAACUCGAUAUGCCCGUCAUUGACUAUGAUUUGGUACUGCUCAUCCAACCAAUGCUCAUGUUAGGCAUUAGUAUAGGAGUGGCUUUCAACGUUGUGUUUGCGGAUUGGAUGGUCACAGUUUUGCUUAUCUUUCUUUUUAUAGUUAUUUCAACAAAGGCAUUCUUUAUGGGUAUUGAAACAUGGAAAAAGGAAACCAUUAUGAAUAGGGAGGCUGCUAAGAGACUGAAGUCAAAUGAUUCUGGUGGUGCAGAAGUGGAAUACACGUCUCUUCCUGGUGGCUCAAACAAUGGUGAAAAGGACUCCCAAGAAUCAGAGGUCACUAUUCUUGAGAACGUUUACUGGAAACAAUUUGGACUUCUCGUUUUUGUUUGGGUUGCAUUCCUUUUCCUUCAGAUAGCCAAGAAUUAUACAGCUACAUGUUCGACAACAUAUUGGGUGCUGAACUUGUUGCAGUGGACACUCUCUGCACAGAUCCCAGUUUCUUUCGGGGUAUCUUUGUAUCAGGCAGUUGGCCUAUACAAGGGACACAGAGUUAUUGCAUCCAGGAGAGAUGAAAGGACAAACUGGCAAGUGCAUCAGCUGGUUACCUAUUGCUCUCUAGGUAUACUGGCAGGAAUAGUUGGCGGGCUGCUUGGACUUGGUGGAGGGUUUAUCAUGGCUCCAUUAUUUCUGGAGUUGGGAAUCCCCGCUCAGGUCUCAAGUGCCACUGCAAACUUCGGAAUGACCUUCUCUUCAUCCAUGUCUGUUGUGGAAUACUACCUUUUGAAACGUUUUCCUGUUCCCUAUGCUUCCUACUUUGUUGCAGUGUCUAUUGUUGGUGCCUUCAUUGGGCAGAAUAUUGUGAGAAAGUUGGUCAAUUUAUUUGGAAGGGCAUCGCUAAUAAUCUUUAUUCUAGCCUUCACCAUAUUCGUCAGUGCAAUAUCCCUAGGUGGGGUUGGCAUUUCAAAUAUGAUCGGGAAGAUUCAUCGGCACGAAUACAUGGGAUUUGAGAACCUCUGCAAGCUGCCAAGAACACAGCUGAGAAGCAGAUUUGAUCCGUUGUUGUUUAUACUAUCUUUGCAACGAUCCUUUUUAAUCCUCAAAUUUCUCUCCUUUUUCCCUUCUUUUUCACCUCAUCAACUACCAACUUGGUACACUUCACAAGACCAAUUACACCGCACAAGGUUGAGUUGCUAGAACAUAGUUAUCUUGUGCCUCGA
Messenger RNA from Carya illinoinensis, 2109 nucleotides. Its product is annotated as sulfite exporter TauE/SafE family protein 3-like. The transcript is spliced from 14 exons. The record is from RefSeq and is a predicted model, not a curated record. Bases 467 to 2086 code for a protein of 539 amino acids. Gene Ontology annotation, cellular component: Cul4A-RING E3 ubiquitin ligase complex; membrane. Gene Ontology annotation, biological process: protein ubiquitination. Lineage: Eukaryota; Viridiplantae; Streptophyta; Magnoliopsida; Fagales; Juglandaceae.